UACACGCCGGUCGGUGCACAAAAUACAUUCUUGCUGCAGUUCUUCUCUAAACAGGACUAUAGCCUAAACCGAAUUUACACUGACAUGCAAAACAAAUGUUUAGACCUACUUCAACUUGGUUUUGUCUUAUCAUUGCUCAGUAGGUCAGAAGCACAAGAUGUGAUCGGAUCCGGUCACUCUUGUGUCAGAUCAAAUCCCGCAGAGGACGGACAAACGCGCAUCACUUUUCUCCGAGAGGACACGGCCGGUGCGCGCUCCCUGUACGUCACCCUGUGGUCCGAAGAUAUGCGACUGGUAACAUGCGAAAUAAAUUUCAAUCCACUCGUCACGGAAAGCUAUAGUACCCUUUGUAACAGAAGCAGUCAAGAAAUCACCCAGCGUUUUAUUAAUGUCAGCAUGUUGCUGGCUCCGGAUGCACCCUGCGCACUGAAUUCCAGUGCGCCAAAGAUCACCAGGCGCACAAGAAGAGAUGGACGGGAGGAGAGAAAAAGUCGGAGAAAACGCGCCUGGACUUUCCCAGGGACACUGUGGUGCGGCACUGGAAGCAAAGCUGUGCGAUACGAACAGUUAGGCAUGUUUGAGAGUGCUGAUAGAUGCUGCCGUGAGCACGACCACUGCCUGCAUAUCAUCCCAGUUUUUACAGUGAAUUAUGGAGUCUUCAACUCCAACCUCUUCACCGUCUCACACUGUGACUGUGACCAAAGGUUUCGACAGUGCCUUCUUGGUGUGAAUGAUACUAUUUCCAGUAUGGUGGGCUACAGCUUCUUCAACAUCCUGCGGGUUCCUUGCUUUGAGCUCAAAAAACAAAAGCGAUGCACUAAGAUGUACUGGUGGGGAAUGUGCAAGGUAGCCAAAGAGGCUCCAUAUGCUGUCUUCAAAAACCCUCUUCCUUAUGACACCACUCAUGUUACAAGCGAAUAUGGAGACAACACUGAUAGCAACAUGUCAACAAGUAGUAAGAGGCAGCAUGUCACUGAAAGCCCUGAGAUUAUUCUGCACAGAAAGUCACCUAAAGGUGAACAUAGAUGUAAAUCCAGAGAUCCACCCAGAGGAGACACUUUCUACCGCCGAAGGACAAAGGGGAAAGGAUGUAACAGACGCCAGAAACUGUCACCGGUACCACCAUCCCAAAGGGCUGACACAACUACUCCUUCAAUGAAAGCAGGUCUUAUGAACACUUCUAAAAGUAGCACAUUGGUAUUAAAUAAGAAAAGAAUUGUAAAAAAGAAGAGGACCAGAAAGGGCCUGUCACCUUACUGCACACAGAAAACCCAAUUUCUAUCACAAGCGACCAUAAACUCCCCUCGCCAAACAACAUCCACAACACAAAGCACCCUAGCUUUGACACAGAGGCCGGCACUUCGACAACACUUACCAACACCCAUCACAGCUGCAGCCAAAACCAUGAAAAGACACAAAAAAACUCCAAAGAAAAGUUGUUGCUGUGGAUCCAGGAUGCAUGCAAAAGGAGACAUUUUUCGGCCUCAUUGUAAACAUUGCCAGGAACAAAAAACAACUGUUAGACCCUCAACAGCUACAAAUGGAUUGACUGUCAAAGUGACGCUAAGUAAGACAACAGAAUCACCCAAACAAGACACCUUGAAAGGACUCUGGACUACAGCUACUUCUGCAACGUCCGUCACAACAAAACUAAAGACAGCAACCUCUUUUCAUAAGGAUGGCAAGGAUUCCCAUCUCCUGUGGACUAACACACGCCAGGAGCCUGUGGGUAAAACCAUAGCCCAAAGCAUCCAUGCACAGAGAAACAUGAGAGAAAAUAAUGCAUUACAUAAUAUGACAGACAAUCAGCUCCUGUGUGAAAGCCUCAAAUAUCUGGAUGAAUGUAAAUAUAAAAUCCCUCCUUUGGAGAAGAAGUAUGAUCUACAAAACAUGGAGACAAAGACUGCCUACCACUGUGAUUGCACCAGCCGCUGGGCUGUUCAGAUUGAAAGCUUCAAACAACCAAGUAGUCUCUCCUCUCUCCUGGUGGAUUUCGUCUCUCAAUACUGCUUUAAACUGCCAAAGAAGAAAAAACACCACAGCAGAAAAAGCUGCUGUGGAGGCUUCACUAAAGCCUCUGACCUACUUCAAGCACUCAAAAAGAUAGAAGAAAAAGACACUGCUGGAGUGCGAAAUUCAGGCAAUGAGAGAAAAAGAGGGAUUCCUGUUCGCCUUUAUAAGCGAUGCCUAAGGCUGGAAAGAGAAGCUAAUAAUGUGACACAGCUCACAUGAUUAUAAACUAAGCUGCAAUGUACAGCAACAAUGAAUUGUAUAAGCUUUACAUUUCAUGCAGCAUUUUCGGUGUCUCUUUGAUGGUAUAAAUGGCAGUGUGUUUGAAAUGUUCAAGAACUGAAACACUUGAAUAUUGUAAUAUUUUUCUAAGUAAU
Molecule: messenger RNA, 2387 nt
Organism: Thunnus maccoyii (southern bluefin tuna)
Lineage: Eukaryota; Metazoa; Chordata; Actinopteri; Scombriformes; Scombridae
Product: group 3 secretory phospholipase A2-like
Exons: 7
Coding region: 85-2232 (715 amino acids)
Biological process (GO): phospholipid metabolic process; arachidonate secretion
Molecular function (GO): A2-type glycerophospholipase activity
Source: RefSeq, a predicted model, not a curated record